AUGGACCCAUUCAGUUCAACUCAGACUAGAAGUGAACACGGGCCUGUGUUGUGCUAUGAAUCAUUCAACAACUCCUGUGAGAAGUUUGUCUACGCGUCUGAAACUCAGAUUUUGCUUUAUUUGUUCUUCAGUGCCAUAGCGCUCAUCACAGUAUGUGGAAACCUCUUGGUCAUCAUUGCCAUCAUUCAUUUCAAACAGCUACACACGCCAACCAACUAUUUAAUUUUGUCUCUGGCCGUAGCCGAUCUCUUAAUCGGGGGGUUUGUGAUGCCACCCAGCAUGAUGCGAUCUGUUGAGACCUGCUGGUAUCUGGGAGAUCUGUUUUGUAAAAUUCACAGCAGUGCUGAUGUUAUGUUAUGUAUCACAUCUCUCCUACACAUAUCCUUUAUUUCUAUAGAUCGAUAUUAUGCUGUAUGUCACCCCCUUCAGUACCAUAAUAAAAUCACACCUCCUGUUUCCAUGAUAAUGAUUUUCUUAUGCUGGGGUUUGGCAGCAUUCGUAGGAUUUGGUAUGAUAUUUCUAGAACUGAACAUUCUUGGUGAUAAGGACUUUUAUUCAGAUCAAAUUGCUUGUAAGGGAGCGUGUAUAAUCUUUCAAUCAGCCGCUGCCAGCACUGUAUCCUCAUUUAUUGCUUUUGGUCUUCCUGCUAUGAUUGCUGUCUGCAUUUAUCUAAAAAUUCUCCUCGUUGCACGAAAACAAUCAAAAUCUAUACAGCAUUCAGUGCAGGUGAGCCAGAAAAACAGCACAUCUAUAAACAAAAGUGAAAGGAAGGCCACAAAAACACUGGCUAUUAUCAUGGGGGUGUUUUUAGUGAGUAUUUCACCCUUUUUUUUCUGCAAUUUAAUAGAUCCGUUUAUUAAUUACACAACACCACCGGCAUUGUUUGAUAUUUUUUUGUGGAUCGGAUAUGUGAAUUCUUUGUGUAAUCCCUUCGUGUACGCCUUCUUUUAUAGAUGGUUUAGAAAAGCUUUGAGAAUCAUUCUGCUGGCCAAAAUAUUUCAAGCUAAUUCUUCAGAAUUUGACUUGAUGAUAAACGACCCUUAAGAAGGAUGUCAUAAAUCCAUGUAACUCUGUACAUGUUAAAACCAUAUGUAACUGGGAUGCCAAACCAUGUAUUGUUUCUGAUCCUAAGCUGCCAAAUAACUAAAAUGAAUGCACUAUUUCUGUUAAAUGGUAAUGUGAUAGCAGAGUUUGUUUUUGUUUUAUAACUAUGCAUUUACAUCCUUUUGUUAAGCUAUUUUAUUAUAGUUGACUGCUAGA
This is a messenger RNA of Misgurnus anguillicaudatus (oriental weatherfish), 1260 nucleotides long. Lineage: Eukaryota; Metazoa; Chordata; Actinopteri; Cypriniformes; Cobitidae. The record is from RefSeq and is a predicted model, not a curated record.